This is a messenger RNA of Centropristis striata (black sea bass), 3980 nucleotides long. It is a transcript of the gene ppp1r16a, whose product is annotated as protein phosphatase 1, regulatory subunit 16A. Gene Ontology annotation, molecular function: protein binding; phosphatase regulator activity; enzyme inhibitor activity. The record is from RefSeq and is a predicted model, not a curated record. Gene Ontology annotation, cellular component: cytoplasm. The coding region runs from base 992 to 2713 and encodes 573 amino acids. NCBI's taxonomy places the organism in Eukaryota, Metazoa, Chordata, Actinopteri, Perciformes, Serranidae. The transcript has 11 exons.
GGAGCAGGAGCAGGAGCAGGGGACAGCAGCUGAUUCAGUUUCGCAGCCGCAGACCUGCAAAGGAGCUACAACUGACAGUCAACUCAACAGUUGCAGCAAGAGGACAAUGUCGUUGAGGGACGAACUUUUGAAACCUUUGUUCCCACCUCUCUUCUUCUGAAGACCUGCCAGAACGUGCACCACCACCACCAACAACAACAACAACAACAACAAGUUGUCCAGCGAGGGAUACUUACAUGUCACUGCAUUAACUAAAGAAGGCCUUGUGUGAAUCCUGCAGACACCCUUUUUUGUUGACUUUGCUUAAACUCCCCAGUUGUUCCCAUCUUGUGGAUUUGUUGUUCACUGCCACCAUAUUCCAAUAAUGGAUUCUCAAAGACUUUUCCUUAUGUUGGAUCCAAGCCUUGGACAUGAUCACCAUAAUUUUGGAUUAAAAGCUCAGAUGGCGCAUCCACACUGGAGAAUUGUUUGACUUCACCUUUCUAGCACUCUCUCUUCUCUCUAUAUAUCUCUGCUUUAUUGGCCAAGUUGCCAACAGUUGAUAUGGAUGGCAGGACUGACAUUUGGUUAAAAUCCACUACUUGGAUGUUUUGGACAUCUUUCUCUCUCCUUUUUUCCAUGGCACGAUAAGAGUUGUUAUCAUUUGAAAGAUGGGAAAGAGACAUUGCAACAAUGUGUUGCUUACUUCUGAAAUCAUGGAGAUAUCCAUCACCUGAUUGCACAACAUAAGUUGUUUUGUUUCGUCAUACUUAGGAUAUCUUUGCUGCUUGCUUGAUUUCUUUUUUUUUUGUAUAUUUUCGGAUAAACUGCAGUAUCUGCUUGGAUUCUCCCACAGGCCGUAACGCAGGCCUGCUUGAGCUUUAUUGAAGGGCCUCUUUAGGGGCUCAAGAGAAGUAUAAGAGAAGUUUGGAAACCGUUUAUUUAUAAUAUCCUCAAAGAAACGAACCGGAAAGGAGAAAACCACCGUUACAGGUCACAGUGUUGUGGUGGCAUGGCAGCAGAGCACAGCGAGCUGCUGGCUGAAAUGGCCACGGUUGGUCGUCUGAGUGCCACCGAACGCCUGAAGCACGCACAGAAACGGCGCGCUCAGCAGCUGAAGUCAUGGGCGCAGAUGGAGAAGGAUUCAGCAAGGGGGUCAAGGGCCAAAGCAGAUAAGAAGAAGACGCGCACCACCAAAGUUAAAUUCCCCGAGGCCAUCACCCUGCUGGAUGCAACUGCACGCAAUGACCUGGAGGAGGUGAGGCAGCUGCUGAACAGUGGGGUCAGCCCAGAUCUGGUCAACGAGGAUGGACUGACAGCGUUGCAUCAGUGUUGCAUUGAUGACUUUGUGGAGAUAGUGCAGUGCCUGUUGGAUGCUGGUGCAUGUGUGAAUGCCUGUGACAGUGAGCUGUGGACGCCGCUGCAUGCUGCUGCCACCUGUGGACACACUGGAUUGGUGCAGCUUCUGAUUCAGACUGGGGCUGACCUGCUGGCUGUCAAUGCAGAUGGCAACAUGCCCUAUGACCUCUGUGAGGAUGAGGCCACCCUCGAACUGCUGGAGAUGGUUAUGGCUGAGCAGGGGAUAACUCAAGACCGCAUAGAUGAAUGUCGAGGGGCUAAAGAGACGGUCAUGCUGGCAGACAUUCGGGCUCUGGUUCAGAGCGGAGCAGACUUGAACGCACAGGACGCUAAUGGAACAACACUGCUUCAUAUAGCGUCUGCUAACGGCUACGUGUCAGUGGCGGAGCUGUUGCUCGAGCACAGAGCUCAGGUCGAGGUGAAGGACUCUGAUGGAUGGACGCCGCUGCACGCUGCCUCCUGCUGGGGACAAAUCCAAAUGGUUGAACUGUUGGUGGCCCAUGGAGCCAGUUUGGACAGCAAGUCUGUCCUGGAGGAGACGCCUCUGGACGUGUGUAUGGAUGAAGAGGUCAGAGCCAAACUGAUGGACUUGAAGCACAAACAUGAUGCCAUCAUGAAGAGCCAGGACCGGCAGAAGGGCACACUGCAGAGACGAGCCUCUAGUACAGGCAGCAGAGGUAAGGUGGUACGUCGUGUCAGUGUGAACGAGCGAUCCAGUCUGUACCGGCGGGAGCACCACAAAGAGGCCAUGGUGUGGCAGGAGCGCGGCCGGCAGCCUGAGCCACAGGACGACGACGAGGACAGACAGACAGAUAAUGAGCUGCACCAGCAUGCCACGAUGGCUGCUGGCGGUGGAGCUACGUCACGUUUAGAGGAACUGGAGGCUGCAGACAGGAAUAUUGUGUCCAGUCUAGGUAAUGGAGGGACCUCGGUGUCUCUGGCCUCCUCUGUACCUGGAGAGCUGUGGAGUGGCGGAGGUCUGAUGGAGCGCAGCGCCUCCUACCAGCUCAGCCCUGCAUCUGGAGCCGGGUCAGCAUCUAAAGAGGGAGAGGGGGCAGACAGUAUGACUCGGGAGAAAUCACACCACACCCUGGCUGACUUGAAACGCCAGCGGGCAGCUGCCAAGCUCAAUAAGUACCCGGCACCUCCUCCACCGCUGCCCCCUGCCCUGGAGGAGGAGCCUUCUGUUGCAGUGGUCGAGGUGACGACCACUCAGGCCCAGCCGGAGCUCCAAAUGACCCCUAGUGCGGAGGAGGUGGCCUCCCCGAGCCAGGUGUACUUCACCCCAGCCAGCGGUGACCCUCCGCUGCUGAAACUCAGAGCUCCUGAGGAGGAGCAGUCUAACAAUAAGGAGCCUUGCUGUGGACUCAUGUAGACACACAAAGACACACACACAUACUGCCUACAGAGUCAAAGAGCUGCACAUUUUACACUCCAAAGUGGCAAAAACCUUUCAUAAUAGACAUGAAAUGAAUCAUUGAGGACUUUAAUUUAAGGCCACAUGCCAAUGAAGGUUUGAUCUACAUUGCAUUUACAUUUCAGUGAACUAAAGUGCAAUCUUUGUGCUUAUUUCCCAAUUGCUUUUUUUUAUCAAUAUGAUACACACUUUACACAGAAGGUCCUAUCAUUCCCUGUUGCUCCCUCUUAUUAAGCGACUGCACAAUCUGCUGGAUGUGUCCAUCUCCUGACUCGGUUUUGCAAGCAAAUAUUUGCUUUCCUCUGUCUCUGUUUAUUACUUUAUUUACGUCUGACCACACUUCUCACACUACUGUAGAUUGACAUUUCAUUGAAAAGCCUUAGAAUCAUGUAAAGUAUUAUUGAAUAGCAGUUCAAGAUGAUUUGUUUUAAAUUAAGAAUGAGGUUUUGUUUUCUUUGCUGAGUGCUAUGAGAGGUACAUGAUCAACAUUUGGAUACAUUUACAUUAUAAGCUGGAGGUUUUCGUGGUUGUUAGGUUUCUUGGUCAUGAUCAUUUCAGUUUCCAGUAUAGCUACUCUUUACAUUUACACAAAGAUGAAAGAUGCAUGAUUAUGUUUUUUCUUGGACAAAAAAAUAUCCUGAAGAUUUCUUUUUGUUAUUUUUUCAGUGCACAGAAAAGCCUACAUUUCAUUGUUCGUAAUGGUGCAAUUUGUAAAUUAAGUGUUUUGUCUCUAAAAGAAUGUGAGAUCAUCUACGUAUAUUUAAACCAGUGGAUCAUUCACUCAGCCCAUCAUUAUCACCUCUAGAUUUCUAUUUUUCUGUCAGUAAUUCUAUUUUUCUACCCUCUGAAUGGAAUCACAUUAUUUAUUCUAUCUGAUACUGAAUACGGCUACAGUUCAAUUUUUUAAAGAUAAAAGUCCAAAGGCAAGAUAUUUAUCGAGGAGAUUAUAUAUAAUUUUAUUGUCAAACCAAGUAAACUUGUCAGAGAAUUAUUUGUGAAAGGUUGGUGCCUUCUUUAGGUGGCAGAUUUGAUGGAGGUUUGCAAUGCUUGCACAAAGUCCCACAUGUUUGGUGAGGAGUGGGAUAAAAUGAUCCAUCAGACAUGGACUUCAACUUGAUGUGCUGUCAAUGCACUCUAAUUUCUGUAUUGCAUUUCAGUUUUGUUAGUGAUUUUUACUGAGCACUGUUUAGAAAAACAAAACAUAAAAACAUAAUGUUCUACAAAU